CAGAUUCACUUAGGGACACGACGGAUGAUGAUUUGAGAUCUACGAGGGACGUUGAAUGCAACAUUAUUUCCUGUUUAAGGAUAUAUCGACUGUACCAGCUAAAGGCACUUUAAUGUAUUUUAUGUUGGGGCAUUUCCUUGACACUCAGUAUGAAACUGGCUUCCUGUGCUUUGGUCCGAUAGAAAGCUUACCGACAAUGUUUUGGGAAUAUUUCGACGCGGCUCCACGCCUCGGGAAUUCAGCAGGCGGCACGAGCGAGUGAGAGACAUGGACAACUCGGUCACCCUGUGGCAGUUCCUUCUCCAGCUCCUACUGGAUUCCAACAACGACCAGCUGAUCUGCUGGACCAAUGAGGAGGGGGAGUUUAAACUGCUGCAGGCGGAGGAGGUGGCGCGGCUGUGGGGCGCCCGCAAGAACAAGCCCAACAUGAACUAUGACAAACUCAGCAGGGCUCUCAGAUACUACUACGACAAGAACAUUAUAAAGAAGGUGAACGGUCAGAAGUUUGUGUAUCGCUUCGUUUCCUAUCCUGACAUACUCAAAGGAGAGGUCCCUACCCAAUCAGAGGGCGGGGAUGCCUCCGCUGAGGGCACCCCUCAGCUUUCAAAGAGGGGAGACAGCACCUCGCAGGAGGGAGAGUCAGGUGACCGCAGCAGCGCAGCCGCUCUGGGUUCCAGCAACAAGCAGUCGAACCGCAACGACUACAUCCACUCCGGCCUGUACACCUCCUUUACCCUCAACUCGCUGCAAAAUGGCCGCCAGCUCUUCAAGUCCAUCAAAAUAGAGAACCCAGCAGAGAAGUUCUCCGACAAGAGAGGUCCCGCCGCCUCGGCCCGGGAGCCGCCGCAGCAGCCGCCUGCGUUGCCGUCCGUCAUCAAGUUUGGGAACACGCCCCCGAAGCUGGCGCCAGCACAGUCGGCUCAGGCCGCCGUGGAGCCAACCCUGAUCCCCAACUACCUGGAUUCACUGCGAGCUCUGCCACCGAGGGCCGGGGACAUCCGCGCACACUCCUCCCUGACGCCGCAGUCUAUCUACUUGUUCGAGCACGUCCGCCCGGCGGAGCCCGCGUUCGGCCUCCCGGACCUGAUCUCGGCCAGCCUGUCGCCGAGCCUCGUCCCCGACUCCUCCCAGGAGCUGGUGAUCGACAGUGACAUGGAGUCGGGAUCUUCUCAGCCCGCAAACAGUCAGGCAGCGGAUCACUCCGACGCUCAGGCCCACGAGAAGCUGGGCAGUGACGUGGCUUUGUCUGGAGACGAGGCCGGUUUGGUGGACGCUGAGACCAGCUCGUCGUCACCCAGCAGCAGCACCGCGCUCAGCACUCUGUGCUCAGGGAAGUCCCGCAAGCCGCCGAAAAUCCUGCAGAUCAGCCCCCCGACUCUGCUGGUCACCGCCUCCGACUUCUCUCCCAUGAACCUUUGCAGCCCGUCUCUGCCGACAGCCUCUCUCACACCGGCAAUGCUGCAGACCCCCACUCUCCUGCUGACCCCCAGCCCUCUGCUGCCCAACAUCCACUUCUGGAGCACGCUCAGUCCAGUCGCCCCCGUCAGCCCGGCGACGCGACGCCAGGGAGCCCACCUGUUUCAGUUCCCAUCGGUCCUCAACCCUCAGUUCCAGAUCCCCAUGCACAGCAUGGAUGGGACCAACACGCCCGGCCCCAUUACCCCAGACCCUCAGAAGACAUAGGGUUAACCCCCCUUCUCUCUCACACACACACACACACCAUCCCCACGUCAAAGACUAAGACGUUGGAGCUCAGUCGUUGGCAUUCCUCAUCACUUUGGUGCUCACCGCCGCCGAAGUCACACUACAAUCAAGAGCGCGAGCGGAGGGAAGCCGAUGCGCGGCGCUAACCAGUUCGGUUUGUUUUUGGAACCUUUGCACCCAGUCGGAGCGUCCUGCUCUGCCACACAGGUGGUGCAUGUGGAUUGGACCUUCGGCAGCGUCAAUCUGCUUUGAUCAUGGACACGCAGACCAGACACCUAAAUCGUUCCUUUUAAUCGAAUUUCCUUCUCGUCUUGUGUGGCAGCGUUAAUGCCACAAACCGACUUCCAUCAGUUUCUGCUGAUGAUGCUUCUGUUCCUUUUGUGCUCCGUCCUUAACUUUUACUCUUGUUGAAGGGUAGUGCUUUAACCUGAUAAUGUGUAUAUUAACCUGCAAACUAUUUCCAUCUUUUACCGAGCACUCAACCUGCUGAUUACGUGGCCAUAAUCUGAUCUUGAAACUUGAACUGUGUGUGUGUGUGUGUGUGUGUGUGUGUGUGUGUGUGUGUGUGUGGAAAUAGAACGCAAAGCCAUACUCUUCUCCGAGCAACAACACACAAAUCCUGAAACAUUUAGGUAAAUGUGAUCCUACACGUUAGUCAGACAGUUUGGGAGGUGUUUGACUCUAACCGGCUGCUGGUGCCAGCUACGCAUGUAACUAACCGUCUUUGUUGGUUUCCCUCAGCUCAGUUUUCUUUGUUCUAAAUGAAUGUGCUCUGAUGAUUGUUGCUUGCAGUCUUGGUGAAGUUAAUGUUUUUUUUUUUUAGAUAAUCUAUGUGGCUAAACUCUUGACAGUUUAGCCUUAACCUUUGCCAAGCCUUAGCCAUCGGACACAUGUCAUCCUUUAAUCCUGACGCCUGUAUGAAAUGAAUCCUUCUGGAGCAUCAAAGCACCUCCCUUUCCCUAGAACCCCGUGAGGAGCAGCCAUGAAAGGGUCACAACUGUUUUAUACAUGACUUUUAAAAGCCAUAAGUAAAAAUAAAACCUACUUGUUUACAUGAUGCUAGGAAAGAAAACACAGGAUUCUUUACCCAAGUGUCCCUUUCUAACCCAGGGAUGGAUGACCCCCCCCCUCAGCCUGCAGUCUGUCACAUUGAUAUACGGUGCCUUAACACAGCCGAUGUGGAUGGAGUUCUAUCAUUUACACAGUACACACUGUUUAUCCGUAUGCCAUAUCUUUGACCAAAUGAGAGCCCCACAAAGUGUGGGGCUGUUUAUUGCACGUGAGCUCGUCAUAUCGCAGGACAUUCAAUGUGCUGCAUUGUUUUUGAGAUGCAUAAAAGUAUCUGCAGACAGCAAAGUGGCUCAAUAUGCAGAGCGUAUGAAUCUAAUCGGGCCAUGUUCUUUGAGUAGGCUCCCAUGUUCCAGAUCGCUUACUGCAGUAUGUGACUGCAGAUCUACUCAAGGUAUAUAGAUAUAAAGCCAUUUAGUUAUUUUUGUGUCAUUUUUCAUUUUCCUGUAACACCAAUAAUAUAAGAUUGAUUUCUAUUUUUGUAACGGCCAGAUGGGUAGACGUCUAAUAUUUUGGGCUCCUCUUUGUGCAUGUGUGUUUCCUCAUGUUGUUUUCCUCUGGUGUACUCGGCAGGCGACUGCCCCGCGCUGGCAUUGGCCAUUUUUUGGGAACCAAGGCCUUAUGGGGAGAAAUCUAAAUUUAUGUUUUAUAUGUAAAGUGUUUUGAUAGUGUCGAUAUUGUACGUGCAAAUGUCGUGAUGGAGCGUUUGCACUUGAGACUUCGGGGGCUCCUGUUGUAUUGGAUUCUGUCGCUUUUCUACGACAAUGAUUUUCUCAUUGAUGAAAACAUUUUUUGUUGACAUCUGCUUACUGAGAUAUGUAUUUUUUCCCAAAGGGAGGAUAACGUUAUGCACUUGGUAUUUUAUACAGGAAAUCUGACCUUUUACAAUAUAUAGCAAACCAUUGAUAAGAUUUGUGAUUAGGCACUACCACAAAAUAUUUAUUUUUUUGAAUUUAUACUAAAGCCCAAUAGAAUUGGUAACAUGUAUUGCAUUUUUGCAGUAACUUUGAACAACUGUUGAAUGUUGAUUUAAUAAUAAUAUGAAUAGCUAAUGAAAUCCCCAAAGACCAACUGAACCGUCCUUCCACUAAGUAUUUUACUGGUAUAUUUCUUCAUUGUACAUUCUAUUGAUGUUUCCUCCUCAACUUGCCCUGAAAUGUAAAAAUCUCUUUUUGAAAAAGAAAGCUUUUACUGUUUGUUCGAUGCUUUUUCAGAUGUUUACAAGCUGCUUGUCUUAAGUGGCAUAUUGAUGUUUGAGAGGUGUAGAGAAAUUGUUUAUAACUGAAGAGAUCAGUGAGACCAAUAAAAAAAAUCUCUU
This is a messenger RNA of Pungitius pungitius (ninespine stickleback), 4090 nucleotides long. RefSeq names its product ETS transcription factor ELK4 (gene elk4). Gene Ontology annotation, cellular component: nucleus. Gene Ontology annotation, molecular function: sequence-specific DNA binding; DNA-binding transcription factor activity, RNA polymerase II-specific. The transcript has 6 exons. Gene Ontology annotation, biological process: regulation of transcription by RNA polymerase II; cell differentiation. Bases 268 to 1683 code for a protein of 471 amino acids. Lineage: Eukaryota; Metazoa; Chordata; Actinopteri; Perciformes; Gasterosteidae. The record is from RefSeq and is a predicted model, not a curated record.